AUGGCGAAUAGACUGCUCUUCUUUUUCUUGGUGUAUUCCGUGGCAAUGUGUAUGUUGCACGGCUCCGAUGCAGAAAGUGAUUACGCGAAGUGUAGAAAAUUAUUGGACAACACUCUCUGUAACAGGUGUUUUCCAGAAAGCAAAUACGUCAGACUCACACGCCAACGAUACCAGUUCGCCGAUGAUGGGAAAAAUGACAGCGUGACGUCAUCCACGACUGCAAAGGAGCUAACUCGGAUCGCAUCUCUCGUCCAAUCAAGACUCGUCCGGGGAGCAUGCGCAACAGAGGAUGCCUAUUCGCGAAUGGGCUUACAUGAUGAGGAUGAUGAACAUCCCUCGAUGUUCAUUGAGGAGGUUUACGAGUUAUACGGAGUCGAUGGUUUCAUGAAUACCAGUGGAUUUGAGCAUCUGCUAAAAGAUCUCGAUAUUGGAAAAGAAGCAUCGGCAAAAACAUCCGAUGUCAAAGAAGAUAUGGGACUCUUAAAUCAAUUAAGGAAACAUAUUGAAGGUGAAAAACAAGAAGAAGUAAGAGGUGAAUCCACAGAGAGACAUGUACCUAACCCAGGUGAUGAAACAGUUGGCAAGUGUUAUUCGGGCAGUAGUCUUCUGAGACUAUUCAACCUUACUGCGGGUAUUCCACGAGACAGAUUUGGUAAAAUCUGCCCAUCUCUUGUCGAGCAAAUCACCCACAGUUGCAAGCCAGCAGAAACCACCCACGACCAACUCGACCCUGAAAUGUACGGAUGGGCAACCCUUGCAGUGGUUACCAUCACAGCACUAUCCAUGCUAGCUAUGGUUGCUGUACCAACCUCGGGUUCUCGGUUCUACGCCACGGUAAUGCAGCUCUUCGUUUCUUUGGCCGUCAGCUCACUGUCCGGGGAUGCCCUGUUGCAUCUCCUUCCAGAGGCUCUAGGUAUCCACGGACUCCCGAAAGAAGAAGGAGAACCCAACCAGAUCCUUGUGAUUCUAACAGUAGUCAUAGCUAUCUACAUCUUCUUUGUCUUCGAGCGAGUAAUGUCUUUGUGUCUACGCGGGAAACCGUUAGGGCAUGGGCACGUACAUUCACGACCAAGGCGGGAGACUUUUGUAGGUGAGGACGAGUUUGGAGUACGCUCGGCUGUGCAUCAGGUAGCCGCUAAUGACGAAGUCAAGUUGAAAGAUAAAAGCGAAGAGGAUAGAAACGAGGUUAAACAUAAGAUAGGUGAACUUAACGGCGACCAGAUUCAAAAAGCAGACGACUCUGAGCAGGCCCCCAAAAACACCAUAUUCGGUUUGAACACCCUGGUGGUAAUGGUAUUGGUUGGUGAUAUCGUACACAACAUUACCGAUGGUGUCACAAUCGGCGUGUCAUUUGUCAACGGCCCUUUUGCCGGUGUCUCCACCGCUAUCGCUGUCUUCUUUCACGAAGUGCCUCAUGAAAUCGGUGACUUCGCUGUGAUGCUGCGUAGUGGUGUCUCUUUCAAGAAGGCGAUGUUCCUCAGCCUCAUCAGCAAUCUAAUCGGCUUCGUUGGUCUGUAUGCGGGACUGUUUCUUGGUAGCGAGAACGCGAUGCAGAGGUGGAUCUACGCCGCUACGGCCGGCAUGUUCCUUUACAUCGCUCUGGUCAGUUUGAUACCCGAGAUGAACCAGCAAGCAGAAGAGGCGAGUGGUAGUCCAUGGAUGGUAUUUAUGCGGCACAAUGUGGGGCUAUUGACUGGCUGGUUCAUCAUGCUAUUUAUUGGAUUCUUUGAGCAGUACAAAGACCAAGGCAAAAUCUAG
Molecule: messenger RNA, 1758 nt
Organism: Asterias rubens (European starfish)
Lineage: Eukaryota; Metazoa; Echinodermata; Asteroidea; Forcipulatida; Asteriidae
Product: zinc transporter ZIP14-like
Exons: 11
Coding region: 1-1758 (585 amino acids)
Biological process (GO): zinc ion import across plasma membrane; intracellular zinc ion homeostasis
Cellular component (GO): membrane
Molecular function (GO): zinc ion transmembrane transporter activity
Source: RefSeq, a predicted model, not a curated record